UCUCGGCCCGGCACUGUGUGCAGCCGGCAACCCACGACCGAGCGCCGAGCCUCGCCCCAUAGGGCGGCCAGGCCCGGUCGUGCACCCUCGCGGGCGAACUAUGAAGCGUAUGGGGACUCUGCGGCUGCUUUCCGACCUCAGCCACUUUAGCGGCGCGGGCCGGCUCCGGGAGUUGCUGGCCGGGGACCCAGCCGUAAGAGUCCGCUGCAGCCCGGACGGCCGUCACCUGCUGCUCCUGCGACCCCCGGGGGCGCCGAGCCCACAGCUGCUGGUCGCGGCGCGUGGCCCCAGCGCGGAGCUGGAGCGUGCCUGGCCGGCCGGCCACACCUCACCGCUAGAUGCCUUCUUCCUGCCGUGGCCGGCGCGACCGGCGCUAGUCCUGGUGUGGGAAAGUGGCCUAACCGAGGUGUGGGGCGCGGGAGUGGGGCCUGGCUGGCGGCUGCUGCGGAGCACCGAGCUGUGUCCGGGCGGUGGAGCCCGCGUGGUGGCCGUGGCGGCGUCCCGAGGCCGCCUGGUGUGGUGCGAGGAGCGGCAGGAUGGCGCUGAGGGCUGGCAAGGGCCGCCUGCUGCUUUCAGCCACUGCGUGUGCUUCCGAACCCUGGAGCCCAGCGGGGAGGCCGGCACCAACCUGGGCCGCACACACAUCCUGCUGCACCACUGCCCCUCUUUCGGACUACUGGCCUCCCGCAAGGACCUCUUCCUGGUGCCCACUGCCACUACUUGGCCUGGCGUGAGUCACAUUCUGCUCAUCUGGAGCCCAGGCAAGGGCAAGGUGGUGGUGGCUGCCCCAUGUCUUGGCCUCUCCCACAGUCAGAGCCUGAAUCCCGGACGAGGGGACACAUGGGACUUCCGGACACUGCUCCGAGGUCUUCCUGGGCUGCUGUCCCCCAUGAAGCCAUUGACUGUACAUACCUGGGCCCCAACUCCCCAGGGACUGUUAUUGCUUGACUUCAGGGGCACUGUGAGCCUGGUGCAAUCCCAUGGUGGUACGCGGGCUGUGGGCACACUGCAGGAGGCACCUGCAGGCCUGGCAGGGUCUGCAGCACUGGGAACAUUUCAUGGGACUCUGGCUUGUGUGCUGGGCUCCACGUUGGAACUGCUGGACAUGGGCAGCGGGCAGCUGCUGGAGAGGAAGGUCCUAAGUACAGACCGAGUACAUUUACUGGCACCCCCAGCCCCUGGCAUGGAGGAUGAGGAAGAGCUGGAGAUCCGAGGGGGUCUUCGUUUGCUUUCAGCCUUGGGUCUGUUUCGAGUAGGCUGGGAAGCCCCACAGGGCCUUGAGGUGCCUUCAGCUGAGGACCUGGUGUUCGAGGAGGCCUGCGAGUACUACCAGCGACGGAGCCUGCGGGGUACCCAGCUCACCCCGGAGGAACUGAGACACAACAGCACAUUCCGGGCACCUCAGGCUCUGGCCUCCAUUCUCCAGGGACAUGUGUCCCCAUCUACACUGUUGACCACACUGAGGGCUGAGCUUCGAGAUUACCGGGCCUUAGAUCAGCUCAAAGCCCACCUGGUGGCUGGGGAUGAUGAGGAAGCUGGCUGGACUGAGCUGGCAGAGCACGAAGUGGCACGCUUGCUGAGGACGGAACUGGUGGGAGACCAGCUGGCCCAGCUCAACACAGUUUUCCAAGCCCUUCCUACAGCAGCCUGGGGUGCCAUCCUCAGGGCCCUGCAGCUCCAGCCAGACGGGAAUGGCAGGUUGAGGUCCCAUGCUCCCCCUGAUGUGUGGAAGAAGGUACUAGGAGGUUCUUCAGCUGCAAAGGAACCCCCCAAUGGGAUACUGCCCGUCUUUGAACUUCUGUGCCAGUGCCUCUGCCGGCUGGAGCCGCAAUGGCUGCCACCCUUUGUGGAACUGGCACAGCAGCAAGGUGGGCCAGGCUGGGGGGCGGGGGCCCCGGGGCUGCCCCUGUAUCGUCGAGCCCUGGCAGUCCUAGGUGAGGAGGGGACCAGAUCUGAGGCGCUGGAGCUGGAGCUGCUCUUGGGCAGUGGGCGGCCCAAAGCUGUGCUCCAAGCUGUGAGGCAGCUUGUCCAAAAGGAGCAGUGGGAGCGGGCUCUAGAAGCAGGCCUGGCCCUAGGCCCCUCCAGUCCCCUGCUUCGAAGUGAGAUCUUCAAACUGCUGUUGGCCGAAUUUGCCCGGCACCGUCGACUUGAUGCUCACCUCCCUCUCCUUUGCCGCCUGUGCCCACCAGACUUGGCUCCAGCUGAGCUCCUGCUUCUACUACGGACACACCUCCCAGAUGAUUCAGACCCCCUUACCCCAUUCCCUGAGCCAGGAACAGAGCCUCCUCUCACCGUGGGCUUGCUCAAAACCCUGCUGGAGCAGACUGGGGCUCAAGGACGGCCCUCGGGCCCAAUUCUAAGCCUGUAUGAGGACAUCCUAUGGGACCCAGGCACUCCACCCCCCACCCCACCUCGGGGACCUAUGACUACCCUCCAGGCAUCAGACCACUCAGGCUUGGAGGCCUGGGCACCAUCUGGACAGGGCCUCUGUGUGACUGACACAGGCUGAAAUUCAUUUCUAGGACACAGCAAUCAGGGAAGGUGCCUAGGAGCUGGCCCAGAGCCAGGGUGGGUCCUACGCGUGCAAUACUUUUCUCUCUUCUAGAGCAAUCUUAAAAUAUAUAUAUAUGAUAAAUGUAUGAUUUAAUAUAUAUAUUUGGUCUGACCUCAGGUUAUUGUGCUAGUGCAGAGCUCCUAAAACCCUUGGAAUUUCCUGAGUGAUAGGAGGGUGCCUUUUGUUAUUCAUAAGGAGCUUCUUUAGGUCACAUUAGCAUUUAUGCUAAUGAGGUAACUUAAGGUGGGGACACCCACCUGAAAGACCAAGGGAGGAGAGGGUUGGAACUUUCAGCCCUAUCUCCAGCAUCCUGGGAGGCCAGUGGGGCUAGAGAUUGAACUCUAUAGAAACUCCUGAAUGAGGAAAUUCUGUGAGAGCACAUGGAGGUGCUGGGAGGGUGAAACCCCCCAGAGAAGACAUGGGAGCUGCACACACGCCCCUCCCCCCAACCUGUGCCUUGCCCUAUGGAUCACUUCCAUCAUGCUAUUCCUUUGUAAUAAACUUAUAAAUGUCAUUAAA
Messenger RNA from Neogale vison (American mink), 3073 nucleotides. RefSeq names its product HPS6 biogenesis of lysosomal organelles complex 2 subunit 3 (gene HPS6). The transcript has a single exon. Bases 101 to 2509 code for a protein of 802 amino acids. Gene Ontology annotation, cellular component: lysosomal membrane; BLOC-2 complex. The record is from RefSeq and is a predicted model, not a curated record. Lineage: Eukaryota; Metazoa; Chordata; Mammalia; Carnivora; Mustelidae. Gene Ontology annotation, biological process: protein localization to membrane; melanocyte differentiation; organelle organization.